Messenger RNA from Didymodactylos carnosus, 563 nucleotides. NCBI's taxonomy places the organism in Eukaryota, Metazoa, Rotifera, Eurotatoria, Philodinida, Philodinidae. The record is from the annotation of a GenBank genome assembly.
ACACAUCCACUGCUUCUUCCUCCACAGUUGCUACAACACCAACGAAUACAAAAGAUUCUUUAACAAAAAAUGCAAAAGGCGAUUCUAAUCAAAAAGAUUCUAGUGAUGAUGAAUCAUCAAAGCAUUCUGAUGAUUCACAGUCAGUUGUGAAUAACAAUCGUGAUGGAAAAACAAGUGAUCAAAAUGAAAGUGACGAAGAAGAGCAGAAUGAACGAGAAGUAACAACAGCGACUACGUCUGCAGUUAGAAGGUCUGGUUCAAAAAAUCAAGCUAGGUCAACGGGGGCAACAACAUCCAAUAAUGAAGAAGAUACAUUUCUAGAAAAAUUUCAACAACAACAACGAAAACGUGAAAAAUUAGAAACAAAAGCAAAAAUUAGUCAUCGCGUAUUUUGUCCAUUUUUUCCAGAGAUUAAACAAGAAUGUUGGUGGCUCUAUGUUGCUGAUAGAAAACAUCAUACUUUAAUAAGUGCGCCAGUUUAUCUUUGUACAUUAAAAGAUGAAGAAGAAGUAAGUUAUAUGACGAAUCAACUGGCACCAUGUGAUUCGUCUUACGUAGGUUAA